This is a messenger RNA of Corylus avellana, 1526 nucleotides long. The record is from RefSeq and is a predicted model, not a curated record. Lineage: Eukaryota; Viridiplantae; Streptophyta; Magnoliopsida; Fagales; Betulaceae.
GGUAACGGGUCGGGUUUGCGAGCAGAGAGACGAAAGAGAUUGUGCACGAAAGUAGUUCGUUCCUCGGAAUGGAACAAGAACCGAUCGAGCAAGAUACCUUUGUCUCACUUAACAAUGACUUCUCCUUUCUGGUUUCCUCAGAAUUCGUGUAUUAUGAUCACCUGCUCAGCUAAUGCUUUCGCUAUGUCCUGUUUCAUGCCUUAUGUCAUUCCUUCCAUUUAGGGUGCAUUUCCUUAUGAGUUAUGGCAUUGGCUAUAAUAGACUUGUCCUUUUUCAUAUGCAACUCUCUUAUCAGUGUUUCUAUUCUGGCUUUCAAAUUCAGAAGAAAUAUGAGAGUAAGCUAUUCGGGAUGACCACUCUUUGUUCUCCAUGUUACUAUCUGAUUGAUCGAGGGAUGCUUGUUACCACAAGAUUCUCAGAAAAACUCUGACAACUUUUGGCAUCUUCUUAAAGAGGCCUUCAGAAUUUGGUCUGAGCACAGCAUGAUUGACAAGAAACCUGCCUAGGAAUGAUAAGAUUUUCUCAUAAUUUUCUUAUCACAAGGUAAUAUAUGGAAAUAAAUGGGGUUGACCGGUCAGAAAAUGAGAAUUGAAUAGACUUGAAACUUGGUUAAGGCAUCAAAGCCCUAUAAAUCCUGCUGUCUCUCCUUAGAAUUUCUCAAGCUUCCCAUUGCACUUCAAGUAGUUCUGCAAAGUGCAAGACUUAAUGAACAUGGGCAGCAAAAAGAUUCAGGAGAAGAUGAUUCAAAGAGCAGAUGCUCGGCAAGUUUCUUUCUCAAAACGGCGAUCUGGCCUCUUCAAGAAGGCCAGCGAACUCUGCACCUUGUCCGCUGUUGAGACUGCCCUUAUCAUCUUCUCCCCUGGGGGAAAGGCCUUCUCCUUUGGUCAUCCUUCUGUUGCUGCUGUAAUAGACAGGGUUGGCAGCCCCGUGAAGCUAGAUGCUGCUACAAUUCGGGAAGCUGAGGCUCACCAAGAGAGUGUUCUCCGUGACCUGAACAAGCAGUGUUCUGAUCUUUUCAACCAAUUGGAAGUUGAAAAGAAACGAGGGGAGAAACUCGAGCAGAUGAGGAAGGAAUGCCAGGGGCGCUGCUUGUUUGAUAUCCCACUUAAUGAACUCAGCUUUGAGGAGCUGCUGAUCCAGAAGGCGGAAAUGGAAGAACUUAUGGGAAAAUUACUCAAGCACAGAGAGAAGUAUCUGGCUCAGCCGGGGGGUAGUUCUUCUGUUGAUCCUCAUGGCCAUAGUGUAGGCCAUUAAUAUCGGUUUCUCUGAAUAAGUUGAUGGAAGAGAGUUUGGCUUAGCUGUUUUUUGUUAUGGGGUUUCAGAUUUAUGCAAUACAUUCAGUUGCUCUCUUCCUGUGUAUCGUUUUUCAUAAGAUGUUCCUUUUUCCAAUAAUAAUACUCAUGAAAUAAUCUUUCAAAUGCCUUUUUACUGUGACAAUGGUGAUUGUGGAAGAAUGUCUUGUGACAAAAAACAACCCUGAUUCCAGACCAAGGAAUUAGCCAAUGGCAUUAAGUUUUAACUGGGGU